Molecule: messenger RNA, 750 nt
Organism: Rotaria sp. Silwood2
Lineage: Eukaryota; Metazoa; Rotifera; Eurotatoria; Philodinida; Philodinidae
Source: the annotation of a GenBank genome assembly
AUGACUACAUUCCGACUUCCUCAAGGACUAUUUGAUCGAAUUGAAUUACAAUGGAGUUCAAACGAAAGUAUUCCUGGGAUUCAAUCAUUCUGUAAAUGGAGACAAGAAGUUAUAUCUGAUCCGAAAGCAACUGUCAGUCUUAAAAAGCAACUAAAAGCUCCUAGAAAUAUAUAUAUAGGGGCAGGUCGCAAAAAAUACUUUGGAUGGGAAAGUUUCGAAUACAAAGAUUUGGACAUAACCAAACCACAAGAUUUUUCAAGAUGGUUUUGUCCUGAAUCCAUUGCUGCUUUUCUCACAGAACAUACGGUUGAGCAUAUUAGUUACGAAGAUAUGAUUCGAUCAUUAAAAUUAAUGCAUCAAUACUUAAUGCAUGGUGGAUAUAUAAGAAUUGCUCUACCUGUCUAUAGGUUAGGCAGAAAGAAGCACAUUUUCGGUUCUUUGGAGAAAGCAUAUGGUCAUAUUAAUGCCCCAACCGUUGAUGAACUUAUAGAAGCAUUGAACGUCGCAGGAUUUUUUGACAUUCGAAAGCUGGAGUAUGGGGAUGCAAAAGGUUUCAUACAUACUUCCGAUUGGGAUCGCUGCAAGGGAAUGAUUGAUCGAUCGGUUAAAUAUGAUUAUAGGAACCAAUUAUGGCGCCGAAGCAACCGAUAUAAUGGAUUAAAUCUGUCAAAGUCAGAUGAAAUUGCUCAAAAUAUUAUUAAGACCGCAGGUGUAACUGCAUCUACAAUUGUGGAUGCAUACAAACAGUAA